This is a messenger RNA of Mya arenaria, 955 nucleotides long. RefSeq names its product C-type lectin domain family 4 member E-like. Bases 285 to 701 code for a protein of 138 amino acids. The record is from RefSeq and is a predicted model, not a curated record. The transcript is spliced from 3 exons. NCBI's taxonomy places the organism in Eukaryota, Metazoa, Mollusca, Bivalvia, Myida, Myidae.
UAUUCACACUAGAUAAAAGGUCGUUCAUUUCAGGAAGGAAAGUUGAGCUCUUUGCAAAUGCAGUGGGCUCCGUUUCUACAAAAGCCUAUAAGAGACACAAUGGGACAUCAAUACUGAAGGGAAACCCUUUGGAGUUGAGCACUGCGCCGUCGGCUGUCCAGUGUCUGACAUUGUGUGCUGGUUAUCAGCACACUUCCAGCGAAGUCUGUUACGCGGCGCGAUACAACAGCGACACAGGCGUGUGUGAACUGAUAUCACGAGAUAGAUUGGGAACGGUUGAAUGGAUGUCAGCAAACGAAUGGAAGGUCUAUGUUACCAAGGAUGCAGGGUGUAAGGAGGGUUGGCAUUCCUACGAAAGUUCCUGCUACUUUCUUUCGACUGAACAUUUGACUUGGCACGAUGCCCAAAAUAGCUGUCUGAACUUAGGAGCAACACUAGCUGUUGUCACGGAUGAGGCAGAGGAUGAGUUUGUUUGGGACCUUAUUCAAACGUUGGAACAAAAAGCUGCUUGGCUUGGAGCGUCGGACGACGAUCUGGAGAGCUCGUGGCGUUGGGUCACUGGAGCGGAGUGGAACUUUACGCUCUGGCUAAAUGAUUACGAAGGUGGCAGACAAUGUAACUGUCUUCUCCGAUCCAGGCUCGGAUGGGGUGACUAUCCUUGUGAUAGCUAUCAAUAUUUAUAUUCGUACGUGUGCGAGUAAACAAUUGUGCAUAAAACAUAUCAACAUACAGGGCCAAUAAUACUUAUCUGGUCCUACGAACAUACACUUUAACAAUUGUGUGCAUAUUAACCCAUCAAUAUACAGGAUUUAUUUUAUUUAACUAGACCUCCCAACAUAUACUAAUACAAUAUAUUAAUUUUCGAAAAAAAUAACGCAAAAUAAGCCGAUUUUUUCCGAAAGUUACAACCCAUGCUGUUACGAUAGGAAAACAUGUUUGCAUUCCGUUGAACCGG